AUGGGCGUAACGGUUCGCAUCCCCACACCCCUGCGGCGCAUGACUGGCGGGGCCAACAAGGUUGAGCUGGAAGUGGCCGACCUUUCCCAGAUGAUUGACCGGCUGGAAUCCGAUUACCCGGGUUUCAAGGAAAGGUUGAUAGACGAGGAGGGCGAGUUGCGUUACUUCGUCAACAUCUACGUCAACGGGGAAGACAUUCGGUUCGACCAUGGCUGGGCACCGCCAUCAAAUCCGGCGAUGAAGUUAGCAUAG
Messenger RNA from Geodia barretti, 252 nucleotides. NCBI's taxonomy places the organism in Eukaryota, Metazoa, Porifera, Demospongiae, Tetractinellida, Geodiidae. The record is from the annotation of a GenBank genome assembly.